Molecule: messenger RNA, 1671 nt
Organism: Microtus oregoni (creeping vole)
Lineage: Eukaryota; Metazoa; Chordata; Mammalia; Rodentia; Cricetidae
Gene: Oxtr
Product: oxytocin receptor
Exons: 4
Coding region: 442-1608 (388 amino acids)
Biological process (GO): regulation of systemic arterial blood pressure by vasopressin; positive regulation of vasoconstriction; G protein-coupled receptor signaling pathway
Cellular component (GO): membrane
Molecular function (GO): vasopressin receptor activity; oxytocin receptor activity; peptide binding
Source: RefSeq, a predicted model, not a curated record
UCUACUCGUGGUGGCACCGAGCGUGGCGCCGGCAGCUCUCCCAUCCUGGGCGUAGAGCCCGCGCAUCUCUGAGGCCAUCCGCUGCGGUGCAACUUCCCCAGUGGCGAGGCAACUUUGGGCUAACCUGCAGGCUCUUUCCAGGUAGAGCGCCUGAGAGCGCCUGACACUUUCCCGGGACCCAAGCUCAAGCGCAUCUGCAGAGGCUCAAAGGAGGUCUGCAUCUUGCAGAGACUCAAAGGAGAUCAGGCAAACCGGGAUUUCCGCGGUGGUGGCUGAGCAGCCCAGUGGCUGGGCUUGUGUCCUGAGAUCCAGGGCGGAAGGAGGCAGAUCAGUGCCCGGGUGCUCCGGCAGACACCUGGACAACUCAUCGGGCCCCGCCCCACGAGCCACGCUUUAAAGAGCAGCAAGGCCGGGCGCUCCCUCGCGGUCGCGGUCACGGUCAUGGAGGGCACCCCCGCAGCCAACUGGAGCUUCGAGUUGGACCUCGGGAGUGGAGUGUCGCCGGGGGUGGAGGGGAACCUCACAGCCGGGCCACCGCAGCGCAACGAGGCCCUGGCACGCGUGGAGGUGGCGGUGCUGUGCCUCAUUCUGUUCCUGGCGCUGAGCGGCAACGCGUGCGUGCUGCUGGCGCUGCGCACCACACGCCACAAGCACUCGCGCCUCUUUUUUUUCAUGAAGCACCUGAGCAUCGCUGACCUGGUGGUGGCUGUGUUCCAGGUGCUCCCGCAGCUGCUGUGGGACAUCACCUUCCGCUUCUACGGGCCCGACCUGCUGUGUCGUCUGGUCAAGUACUUGCAGGUGGUGGGCAUGUUCGCUUCCACCUACCUGCUGCUGCUUAUGUCGCUCGACCGCUGCCUGGCCAUCUGCCAGCCGCUGCGCUCUCUGCGACGCCGAACCGACCGCCUGGCGGUGCUAGCGACAUGGCUGGGCUGCCUGGUGGCCAGCGCGCCGCAGGUGCACAUUUUCUCGCUGCGCGAAGUGGCGGACGGUGUUUUUGACUGCUGGGCUGUCUUCAUCCAGCCUUGGGGACCCAAGGCCUAUGUCACGUGGAUCACGCUUGCCGUCUACAUUGUGCCUGUCAUAGUGCUGGCCGCCUGCUAUGGCCUCAUCAGCUUCAAGAUCUGGCAGAACCUGCGACUCAAGACGGCGGCGGCGGCGGCCGAGGGGACUGAGGGAUCUGCUGCCGGUGGAGCUGGGCGCGCGGCGCUGGCUCGAGUCAGUAGCGUCAAGCUCAUCUCCAAGGCCAAGAUCCGCACAGUGAAGAUGACCUUCAUCAUUGUACUGGCCUUCAUCGUGUGCUGGACGCCUUUCUUCUUCGUACAAAUGUGGAGCGUCUGGGACGUCAAUGCGCCCAAGGAAGCUUCUGCCUUCAUCAUCGCCAUGCUCUUGGCCAGCCUCAACAGCUGCUGCAACCCCUGGAUCUACAUGCUGUUCACGGGCCACCUCUUUCACGAACUUGUGCAGCGCUUUCUCUGCUGCUCUGCCCGCUACCUGAAGGGCAGCAGGCCCGGAGAGACAAGUGUCAGCAAGAAAAGCAACUCGUCCACCUUCGUCCUGAGUCGCCGCAGCUCCAGCCAGAGGAGCUGCUCUCAACCAUCUUCAGCAUGAGCCACCUGCCUGGCCCACCCCUGCAGCGGGGGUUAUGCGGACUCCAGUCUGCCCCUGGUGGCU